UUUAUGGAACGGAGAGAGUAGGAGUCUGCUGGAGGACACAGCGCACAGCUCCUGGCAAGGGGAGGUUUGGGGAGAGCAGAGGGAUGGACUCCAGGCUCUGGGGGCGAGGGUGGCAGCGUGAGUAGGGCAGGGACACAGCACAGCGGAGAAGCCAGCUCAAGGCAAAGCUGAGCAGAGCCAGGACAGCAGCUGGAAGUUUCUGAGCAGGCCAGGCAGAGACCUGUCCUGUGCCUGGUGCUGCAAAGCCACUUUCCAGGCCCUGGAGGUUGGCGCACACUGCCCACAGCACUCUGGACCUGGCAAAGCUCAUUUCCAUGUCGAGAGGAGGGGAGAUGGUUUAUAUCCCGGACGACUCUGACUUCAGCUCAUUCAGGGACCAGUGCGAGAGCCUGGAGGGCUGGCAUAGCCAGUACAACAAGGGUGGGGUGAUGGUGUGGAGCCAGACACCGGGGGAGAGCCGGACAGUGCAGAAAAUCAAGCUGCGCAUCGCCUGCAAGGACGUACCGGCCGCGACACUCUAUGACGUGCUGCACGACACCCACUACCGCAAGAAAUGGGACUCCAACGUCAUUGAGACCUAUGACAUUGGGCGCCUGACAGCCAAUGCCGAUGUGGGAUACUAUGCCUGGAAGUGCCCGAGCCCCUUGAAGAACAGGGAUUUUGUCACCCUGCGCUCCUGGCUGCCCCUGGGCAACGACUACAUGAUCAUCAACUACAGCGUCAAGCACCCAAAGUACCCACCACGGAAGGACUUUGUGAGGGCCGUGUCCCUGCAGACGGGCUACCUAGUCAAGGCCAAUGGCCCCCACGGCUGCACCCUCUACUACCUCACCCAGGUGGACCCCCGAGGUUCGUUACCAAAGUGGGUGGUGAACAAAAUGUCGCAGUUUGUGGCACCAAAGGCCAUGAAGAAGAUCUACAAGGCGGGGCUGAAGUACCUGGAGUGGAAGCAGAAGCACGAGCCUGGCUUUAAGCCCUGGGUGUACCCAGAGCAGAACACGCUACCCAGCAUCAGCCUGGCCGAGCUGUCCCUGCAGCACGCCGACUCCCUGGAGAACAUUGAUGAGAGUGGCCUGGCUGAGGACAGGACGAACAUCAGCGAUGAUGAGGCCUGAACGGGGCCCGCAGCUGCCCCGCGCCUGCCAGCAGGGCUGGGGAGAGGCCGUGCCCCUGCCCCUCCACUGCAUGCUCAGGGGCAUUCAGCACCCACAGGAGCCUGGCAGUGGGUUGGAGGCAUAGUUACAAAUUUGUCUCCAGUGUUCUUAGUGUGAAUGUAUUCUUCAGCAUCUUUUCAUCCUGCUCCUGGUACACAGAGCCCUCUGCUUGGGAGAGAGAACUGCCCCGACCCACCCACCUGGCACACAGAGCCCUCUGCUCGGGAGAACUGCCCCGACCCACCCACCUGGCACACAGAGCCCUCUGCUGGGGAGAGAGAGAAUUGCCCCAACCCACCCACCUGGCACACAGAGCCCUCUGCUGGGGGGAGAGAGAAAUGCCCCGACCCACCCACCUGGCAAACAGAGCCCUCUGCUCGGGGGGGAGAGAACUACCCCGACCCCCCACUUGGCACACAGAGCCCUCUGCUCAGGAGAGAGAACUACCCUGACCCACCCACCUGGCACACAGCUUUGCUCAGGAGAGAGAACAGCCCCGACCCACCCACCUGGCACACAGAGCCCUCUGCUUGGGGGAGAGAACUGCCCCGACCCACCCACCUGGCACACAGAGCCCUCUGCUCAGGGGAGAGAACAGCCCCAACCCACCCACCUGGCACACAGAGCCCUCUGCUCGGGGGAGAGAACUGCCCCGACCCACCCACCUGGCACACAGAGCCCUCUGCUGGGGGGAGAGAGAACUACCCCAGCCCCCCCACCUGGCACACAGAGCCCUCUGCUCAGGGGAGAGAACAGCCCUGACCCACCCACCUGGCACACAGAGCCCUCUGCUGGGGGGAGAGAGAACUGCCCCGACCCACCCACCUGGCACACAGAGCCCUCUGCUCGGGGGAAAAUGCCCCUACUUUGCCUGACCAAAGUAUCCCUGGGCCGCCACCCAGCCCCCCUGGGGAUGCCCUGGCCAGAGAUACAGAGCUGGCUGUGUAAGAAGGGGCCCCAGUGCAGGGGUGUUUCAGGGCCUCUCGGGGGACUGGGGAUGGCAAGGGCAGAGCAGGGAGUAGGCAUCAGCAUUCCUACUCCUGGCUAUUCCUUGGCUGCUGCAGGACGUAGUGGGGCUCUAGGCAGCUGGAUAUCCCCUGAGGGGGAUGGACUGGCCCCAGCUGCUCAGAGUAGGGCAGGCCCAAGCCGCCACCAUCUGUCCCUGUGCCAGGCUCUGCAGCAGCACAGGGAUGACUUGGGCCUGUAUUUCCCUUCUCUGCUCCCAUCCUCCCACUCAGCAGCUCACAUAGACAGGAUGGCCCCUCCCAGACCUCAGUGCUCCCAGCCCUGUGUUACUUGUUCAGCUCAGGGAUGCCUCCCCAGCCCUACCCCUGGCAACUGGCCAUCCCCUGGGAACUCAGUGGGGCUACUCCAGCCCAGCUCCAUUCUGGGGCCCUGAGAGCACAUGUGAGGGAAGGUGGGGGGGAGAGGAGGCUGGUCUGGUCUUUCCUUUGAGUCCUGGAGUUGGACCCAGAAGGGUGGCUGCUCUCCAAACCACUGGGCUCCAACCAAUGUUUCUCCCAGAGAUCCUCCUCCUGUGUUUGCUGCUGCUGCUGCUGUGAUUUCUACCAAACCAAUAAAGGAAUUGGGGUGUG
Trachemys scripta elegans is the source of this 2749-nucleotide messenger RNA. RefSeq names its product START domain-containing protein 10-like. Lineage: Eukaryota; Metazoa; Chordata; Testudines; Emydidae. The record is from RefSeq and is a predicted model, not a curated record. Gene Ontology annotation, molecular function: lipid binding. The transcript has 6 exons. The coding region runs from base 315 to 1115 and encodes 266 amino acids.